Molecule: messenger RNA, 828 nt
Organism: Laccaria bicolor S238N-H82
Lineage: Eukaryota; Fungi; Basidiomycota; Agaricomycetes; Agaricales; Hydnangiaceae
Exons: 7
Coding region: 1-828 (275 amino acids)
Source: RefSeq, a predicted model, not a curated record
AUGACAGAUCAAAUACUCACCCAGCGAAUGUUGAGCAGGAGAACUGGACAGCUCUGCAAAUGUAACAAGAGAUUCCCAGGCACGCGAAUGCCACCUCCGAAGCUCCCCAACCUACGUGCAGGUGCCUCCCUAAUUCAUUCUUUCCAUUUUGCAACAAGGGGGAAUCCUCAUCAUAAAUCGGGACCAUUCGCUGCAUCGCAGUCAUUCGCAGCUCUCAAAGCUGAUGCUUCACAUGUAUACAUUCUUGCAAAAGGCAGCCUGCAAGAAAAAUCAAUGCCUCUCCCCUCAGGCCUAGAAGAACUCGACACACUGAUCUCUGCAACUUUUCAGUUCCUCUCAUCAGUUCUUGCACCCAACGAUGAAAGAAUCUACGCCUUGCAAACAAAGUGUCUGCAGAGGACAGUGGUGUCCUCACUCCCAACCACCCUGUUGAAGAAUGAAAUUGGUCACUCAAGGCAUGCUAAACCUCAUACUCAGCAAGACAGAACUCAUUUCCGCAAAGAAGUUCCCCAGGAACAGAUAAAAGCUGAUGCAUCUUGCUGUGGGAGGUGCAUGGGGUUGUGUCUCCUCUGCCUUGGCCAGGCCAACGGUGGUACCCCGCUCAUGCACCGCAGUGUAGCUGGGAGCAUGAUUGUGUGGGGAGGGGUGGGAGCAGGAUACAGAUGCCAGAGUAUGAAAGGGGCAAGAUGUUGGUUAUCUUGGGGGUUGUUUAUGCACUUUUGGGUGUUUCCUCGUGACUGGGCCUACUCCUGCUCCUACGGCCAAGACUUCUACAUUAGUGUUGCCAUGGCUUCGGCUUUUAGCUGGUUCAAGCCACAGCCGAGCUGA